AUGUCAUUGACUGCCGACGAAUAUAAGCAACAAGGUAACGCUGCAUUUACUGCUAAGAAUUACGAUGGAGCCAUCGAACUUUUCACUAAAGCCAUCGAGGUCUCUGAGACUCCAAGCCAUGUUUUAUUUUCCAACAGAUCUGCCUGUUACACCUCUUUGAAGAAGUUCAGCGACGCUUUGAAUGAUGCUAAUGAAUGUGUCAAAAUCAAUCCAUCUUGGUCCAAGGGUUAUAAUAGACUCGGUGCCGCCCAUUUAGGUCUUGGUGAUCUUGAUGAAGCUGAAAGUGACUAUAAGAAAGCUCUGGAACUAGAUGCCAAUAACAAAGCCGCCAAAGACGGGUUGGAACAGGUCCAUCGUACUCAACAAGCGAGACAGGCACAGCCAGAUUUAGGGUUGACGCAAUUAUUCGCUGACCCAAAUCUCAUUGAAAACCUGAAGAAAAAUCCAAAAACCAGUGAAAUGAUGAAAGAUCCUCAAUUGGUAGCAAAGUUGAUUAGUUACAAAAUGAAUCCGCAAGCCAUUGGCCAAGAUUUGUUUUCCGAUCCAAGAUUAAUGACCAUCAUGGCUACAUUAAUGGGCGUCGACUUAAACAUGGGUGAUACAAGCGAAUCAAACUCCAUGCCAAAUGAGCCAGUAACCAAUAGCAGUUCUGAGCAAAAGAAAGAUGCCGAAUCACCAGCCGUUCCCACCACAAAGAAUGAGAGUUCUUCAACAGCACCACAACAGAAAGACGCCGAGGAGCCCGAGCCAAUGGAAGUUGACGAAGACAAUUCUAAAGCCGAAGCCGACAAUGAAAAGGCUGAAGGUAACAAGUUUUACAAAGCCCACCAGUUUGAUGAGGCUAUUGAGCACUACAACAGGGCAUGGGAAUUACACAAAGACAUCACCUACUUGAACAACCGUGCUGCUGCUGAAUAUGAAAAGGGUGACUAUGAAACCGUUAUUGCGACUUUGAACGAUGCUGUCGAGAAAGGUAGAGACAUGAGAGCCGAUUACAAGGUCAUAUCUAAGUCAUUUGCACGUAUCGGUAAUGCUUAUCACAAACUAGGUGACUUGAAAAAAACCAUAGAAUACUAUCAAAAAUCCCUGACUGAACAUCGUACAGCUGACAUUUUGGCCAAACUGAGGAACGUUGAGAAGGAACAGAAAAAGGCUGAGGCUGAAGCAUACAUCAAUCCUGAUAAGGCAGAGGAAGCUCGUCUUGAAGGUAAAGAAUAUUUCACGAAGAGUGACUGGCCAAAUGCUGUUAAGGCUUAUACUGAAAUGAUCAAAAGAGCACCUGAAGAUGCAAGAGGAUAUUCUAACAGAGCUGCUGCCCUUGCGAAGUUGAUGUCUUUCCCCGAAGCUAUCGCAGAUUGUAAUAAAGCCAUUGAAAAAGAUCCUAACUUCGUGAGAGCGUACAUCAGAAUGGCCGCGGCACAAAUUGCCGUUAAAGAAUUCGCUGCUGCUUUGGAAACAUUGGACGUGGCAAGGACCAAGGAUGCAGAAGUGAAUAAGGGUGCUAGUGCCAAAGAAAUUGACCAACUUUAUUACAAGGCAAGCCAGCAGAGAUUUCAACCGGACACCGGCAGCGAAACCCCAGAAGAGACCUAUCAAAGGGCCAUGAAGGAUCCUGAAGUGGCCGCCAUCAUGCAAGAUCCUGUCAUGCAAAGUAUCCUGCAACAGGCUCAACAGAAUCCUGCCGCGUUACAAGAGCAUAUGAAAAACCCAGCAGUAUUCAAGAAGAUUCAAACUUUGAUUGCUGCUGGUAUAAUCCGCACUGGUCGCUAA
Saccharomyces kudriavzevii IFO 1802 is the source of this 1770-nucleotide messenger RNA. RefSeq names its product Hsp90 cochaperone STI1 (gene STI1). The record is from RefSeq and is a predicted model, not a curated record. The coding region runs from base 1 to 1770 and encodes 589 amino acids. Gene Ontology annotation, molecular function: Hsp90 protein binding. Lineage: Eukaryota; Fungi; Ascomycota; Saccharomycetes; Saccharomycetales; Saccharomycetaceae. The transcript has a single exon.